CUCGUGACUGAUGACGAAACAGGAAGGUAUAGAGUGUGCGCACUUCCACAACCCACUCCUGUUCACAUAUAAGCCUACAUCAUAACACGUUUCGACGGACGUUCAUACUGGUUGCGCCGGUUUCAGAUCUGGUUGCUAUUGUGUUUGCGACGACGCAAGAAUACGAGGAAACGUUGAGAGCGUGCAGAAUGUCUUCCGAACAAUCGAAAAGUAGAGCCGUAACGAUAGAAGAGCUUGUACGGACCAACCGUCUAUGGGAGGAACAAUACAAUAGACUGGCAGGCGACACUGAGAAAGUCAUCAUGGAACUUAAACGACAACUGCGUGCCGUACAACUCGAGAACGAGCGAGCAAGACAACUGGAACCGGACGAGGGCGGGCACUCGACGAGCUCUCAGCGCGAACUAGAAACGCUGAGACGUCGUCUCGCGACGUCGGAGUCGGCGAGAAGAAAGGCAGAAGAACAGACGGAGGCUCUAACGUCUAAAAUGGAAUUUCUAGAGAGACAUUGCGAAGAAGAGGCGACAAAUAGAGAACGAGCCUGCGAGAGAGUAGCGAAACUCGAGAAAGAAUUGGAACGGUUGAAGCUACAUGUUAGGAAUGUCUCCGACGAGCGAAACGAACUGUUGGCUGUUAGAGAACAGGCCGAUCUGUUUCGUCAAGAUUUCCUCUCCGAACGAGACGAGAAACGACGUUUAGUAGACGAAAACAAGCGCCUCAAGCGCAGACUAGAAAAUCACGUAGAAGGCAAUCAGGUGUCUCUGUCGAGAGAGCUGGGUUUUGCAGUCACAGACGAGUUACUCAAGCUGCAAGCGGACCGAUGGAGUGAAUACCGUGCGGGUGAAUCUGGCAGAAAGGCGAUAGUAGCCAGAGGUGCAGACAAGUGUGCAAUGGUCGAAUGUCAAGGACAGUGACUGUACUCCAUAUCGCAAUUUUCCUACUUACCAGUAACAUUUACAGUAGAGUUGAGUGUUGAUAGGCUAGUCCUACUCUAGAUAGUAGCAUUUGUAAAGUAAGCGUACGACGACUCUAACAAUACAACAGACAUUUUACGGUA
This is a messenger RNA of Corticium candelabrum, 1057 nucleotides long. Its product is annotated as kinesin-like protein K39. The record is from RefSeq and is a predicted model, not a curated record. The coding region runs from base 189 to 914 and encodes 241 amino acids. NCBI's taxonomy places the organism in Eukaryota, Metazoa, Porifera, Homoscleromorpha, Homosclerophorida, Plakinidae. The transcript has 5 exons.